Messenger RNA from Sardina pilchardus (European sardine), 1203 nucleotides. RefSeq names its product protocadherin gamma-A6-like. Gene Ontology annotation, molecular function: calcium ion binding. Gene Ontology annotation, biological process: homophilic cell-cell adhesion. NCBI's taxonomy places the organism in Eukaryota, Metazoa, Chordata, Actinopteri, Clupeiformes, Clupeidae. Gene Ontology annotation, cellular component: plasma membrane. Bases 1 to 1203 code for a protein of 400 amino acids. The transcript is spliced from 3 exons. The record is from RefSeq and is a predicted model, not a curated record.
AUGUGGAAUCUUACUACUCUCAGCUUCAACGGAUGUGUAUCAGUAUCGAGAGAUGGGAAAUGGCAGAUGCGGAUCCUCGUCGCUUUUGUUUGCCUUGUCCUCGGUGCGCACGGCCAGGUCCGCUAUUCUGUUCCCGAGGAGAUGGCUAAGGGCUCGCUAGUCGGAAAUAUCGCUCAGGAUCUUGGUUUGGAUGUAAAAAGGCUGAAAUCAGGGAGAGCGCGGAUCUUUACCGAGGACAGUCGUGAGUAUAUCGGUCUGAAUGCGGACAAAGGGACAUUGGUCAUUAAAGAGAAAAUAGACAGAGAGGAGUUAUGUGGCCAGUUGUCGCCAUGCUCUUUGCAUUUCCAAAUCAUUUUGGAUAACCCGAUGGAGCUGCAUCCGCAGGACGGUGGCUCACCACCCCUCAGUAGCAACGUGAGUGUGAAAAUAAUUAUUCAGGACCAGAAUGACAAUGCGCCGCAGAUUCUGUAUCCAGUGCAGACGAGUGGCUCUCUUGUUGCUGAGAUUGUCCCUCGUUCAGCUGAUGUGGGCUAUCUGGUCACCAAAGUAGUGGCUGUUGAUGUGGACUCUGGACAGAAUGCCUGGCUCUCAUACAAACUGCAGAGAGCGACAGACAGGGCGCUGUUUGAAGUGGGUGCUCAGAAUGGAGAAAUAAGGACCAUUCGACAAGUGACUGAUAAAGAUACUGUGAAACAAAAGCUCUCUGUUAUAGUGGAGGACAACGGACAGCCCUCUCGCUCUGCUACGGUCAAUGUUAAUGUCGCUCUAGCGGACAGCUUUCCAGAAAUUCUCUCGGAGUUCUCUGACUUUACGCACGACAAAGAAUACAACGACAACCUGACUUUUUAUUUAGUUUUAGCUCUGGCUGUAGUCUCAUUCCUGUUCAUCGUGUCCAUCAUAGCCAUAUUGUCAGUGAAAUGCUACAGAUGGAGACGUGAGAGUAUGUUUUAUAAAUCCAACGGGAAUCUCCCCGUUAUUCCAUACUAUCCACCGCUUUACGCAGACGUGGGGGGCACGGGUACUUUACAACAUGUUUACAAUUACGAUGCCUACAGAACAACGGACUCAAGAAAAAGUGAUCUAAAAUAUGGUGGGCCUUGUGAUCAAAGUAUAAUCAGUCUGGAUACCAAUGAAGCGCACACCCUCGCACGUGCGCAAAGGGAGAUAACGGAGUUUGAUGGUGCUGACAACAAGAACUCGUAG